This is a messenger RNA of Aphidius gifuensis, 2190 nucleotides long. RefSeq names its product two pore potassium channel protein sup-9. Gene Ontology annotation, cellular component: membrane. Gene Ontology annotation, molecular function: potassium ion leak channel activity. The coding region runs from base 150 to 1160 and encodes 336 amino acids. The transcript has 3 exons. Lineage: Eukaryota; Metazoa; Arthropoda; Insecta; Hymenoptera; Braconidae. The record is from RefSeq and is a predicted model, not a curated record. Gene Ontology annotation, biological process: stabilization of membrane potential; potassium ion transmembrane transport.
ACAAGCACCACAGUUAGGCUCAGUCAAACUAUUGAAGCAUUAAAAAAAAAGUAAUAAUACUAAUAAUAAUUUAGUAUAUAAUUAUAAUUUUUAAGUUGAUUAAUAGAUAAAAAAAAAAAAAUCAAUCAAUUAAAAUCAUUGAUGUAAAGAUGGCAAGAGUGCCAAUGAGAACAUCAAUGAGAAGUCGUGAAUCAUUAAGUACAUCAGCUGGUGUUGAUCCAAGAGAAAGAAUUGAAGAUUGUUGUCGUAAAUUAGUUGCAUUUAUGUGUACACAAGUUGGUGUUGGUGGUCUUGUUGUUGGUUAUGCUAUUGUUGGUGCAUUUGGUUUUAUAAGUAUUGAAACACAAGAAGAAUAUCCACAUGUAUUAAAAAUGUUAAAAUUACGUAGAAAUUAUGCUGGUAAAUUAUGGAAUAAUACUGUUGCUGAUCAACGUAUUAAUGUAUUUAAUAAAUUAGCAUUUGAAAAAAAUACUGAUAUUAUAUUAGAAGAAUUUCAAAAUAAAGUUGUUGAUGCUGUUAAAGCUGGUUAUAAUGGUAAAACAGUACAAGAAGUAUGGUCAUUACCAGCAGCACUUAUGUAUUGUUUAUCAGUAUUUACAAUGAUUGGAUAUGGUAAUAUGGUACCAAGAACACCAUGGGGUAAAGGUGCAACAGUUGUCUAUGCUAUUUUUGGUAUACCACUUUAUGUACUUUAUUUUUUAAAUAUGGGAAAAGUACUUGCUGGAACAUUUAGAUGGCUGUAUCGUUGGUUUCAUGAAUGUACUGGUAGAAAAAGACCAGGAAGAAGAAUAAUUGUACCAUCAACAGCUUGUCUUUGGGUAAUUUCUGGUUAUAUACUUGCUGGUACAAUAACAUUUGCACAAUGGGAAGGAUGGGGUUAUCUUGAUUCAGCAUAUUUUUGUGUAACUUCAUUGUGUAAAAUUGGAAUGGGUGAUUUUGUACCAGGUGCUAAUAUUGUAGAAGCUAAAAGUGGUAGUCAUAUGAAACUUAUUAUAAAUUUUGUUUAUUUAUUAUUUGGUCUUGGAUUAGUGGCAAUGUGUUAUAAUCUCAUGAGAGAAGAUGUACGUGUUAAAGCUAAAGAAUUUCGUGAAGAUUGUAUUGAUGCAUUUGAAGAUUUUCGACAAAGAAUGGUUAAUUGUUGUCGAUCAAAUCCAGAUUAAUACUUUUUUUUUUUAAAACUAAUCUAACAUUUAAUUUUUAUGAAUUAAUUAAAAAGAAAAAAAUGUAUUACAUUAUAUAUAUUUAAAUAUUAUCUCAGAUAAUUUUUAAGAUAAAUAUAAUAAUUAUUAUUAUUAUUACCAGUUGGUAAUGUAGAAUUUAGUUAUGACCAUGAGACAGCUGUUUUCAAUUCGUAAAUUAUUAUUAAAAAAUAUUAAAUUUCCAUGCCCAUCUAGAGGUAUGUGGUGUGGACAACAAAAUAAAAAAAUGAAUUUACAAGAAACAAUUGAAACACUGACACAAGAAUGUAUUAAAUUUCGUAAAACAUUAAAUUCAAUAAGUGAAGAAAAAGAAAAAGAAAAAAUUGUACUUAAGCAUAUUAAAAAGUGGGCAGACAGUGAUAAUUGUGUCAACAAUUUUCAAAAAGGUUAAUAAAUAAAUUUCAAUUUUUACUUAAUCUUAUAAUUAUCAUAAUUAUUGUGUUAUUAUAAAUUUACUACUACCUAAAUACAAAUUUAUAAACAAAUCACGUGAUCAUUAUGUCAAACACAUCAUCAACAACAUCAACAACAACAACAACACCAAACAUUCAAGAGCCAAUGAACACUGAACAUGUAAGCUUGACUGUCAAUACACCAAAAAUAAAACAAACUCCAGACAUGAAGAGAUCGUUGAAUGCUCCAUUGACUGAGGAUGAAAAAAUAGAAGCCAAUAAACUACGAGAAUAUGAAAAAGAGCUAGAUGAUGAAUUGGCUAAACUUAAAAAUGAAUUAAAUGAUGGAUCCUCAAUGGUGGACACAAUGAAUGCUCUUCAUGAAUACAAUGACAUCAAGGAUGCAGCACAAGUUGUUCUAGGUGCAAUUGCAACAAUGCAUGGUGUUACAAUUGCCAGUUUACAAAAAGAUUUUGAUGUACCAUGUGACUCAUAAUAAUUCAUUGUAUUACUCAUCAAUUAUUUGUAUUUAAAAAUAAUGAUAAUAUAUUUUGUUAAUAUUAAUAAAAAAAAAAAAAAAAUUGUCUUAAACAACGUAA